Malus domestica (apple) is the source of this 2618-nucleotide messenger RNA. RefSeq lists its product as uncharacterized. The record is from RefSeq and is a predicted model, not a curated record. Lineage: Eukaryota; Viridiplantae; Streptophyta; Magnoliopsida; Rosales; Rosaceae. Gene Ontology annotation, biological process: protein transport.
GUCAACGUCGGUGUGAAAGGUGAAAGAGCAAGGGCCUUGUUGUCACAAAAGUUCCCUCUCCCAUCAGUUUGGUGGCCGAGUGAGAGUUCGAAAAAUGUCCUGAAGCGGUUCAGAAAAGCGAGAGCGAGAGAGGAGAGAGAGACACUUCUUCUUCUUCUUUUUCUUCUACUGUUAUUGUUCUUGUUCUAUUGCACUGCGAUUCUGUCAAUGCGUGCUCAUACAUUCUGAGUCGCUGAGUCGAAUCGCUCACCGAGUUAUUGAAAAAUGUUGGACGGGCUGCUCGGCCGUGGAUUUGCCUCCAAAUGCAAAUCGCUGAUUAAAUUGACGAAGACUCGGAUCGACGUGAUACGGAGGAAGAGGAACGCGACGCAGAAGUUUCUGAAGAAGGAUAUCGCUGAUCUGCUCACCAAUGGCCUUGAUAUCAAUGCUUUCGGAAGGGCUGAUGGACUCACAGCGGAGUUGAUCCUUUCUUCGUGUUAUGAUUUCGUUGAGCGAUGCUGUGAUUUGGUGCUCAAGAAUCUUUCAAUUAUGCAGAAAGAAAGUGAUUGCCCUAAGGAAUGUAAGGAGCCUGUGUCAUCGCUGAUGAUUGCUGCCGCAAGGUUCUCUGAUUUACCAGAGUUGCGUGACCUUAGGCAACUUUUUCAAGAGAGAUACGCAAAUUCUCUGGAGUAUUUUGUGAAUCAAAAGUUUGUUGAGAACAUAGCUUCAAAGCCUCCUACACUGGAGAAGAAGAUUCAGUUAUUGAAAGACAUAGCGGUAGAGUUCUCAAUAAAUUGGGACUCCAAGGCCUUUGAACAGAGGAUGGCAAAACCUCCUCCUGCGUUUACACAGGACAAGCCAAAAACUUACGGGCCUUCCCAUGUUAGUGACGAUAAAAGCAAAUUGUCUACUGGGAAAUCUGCAGGCCCAAAAGGAGAACAUAAUCUUUUACCCACAGAAAGGAGAUUUGAUCUUAAUGAUGCUCAGAAAUUACACAAGGAGAAGCUCGGUAUUGUAUUGAAAAAAGAUGAUCAUGUUCCUGAAACUAGGCAUAGACCCUUUGGAAUAGAACAUAAGUCUUUCAGUGCCAGGGAAGAUACUGUCAUGGAAAAUGAUGGCCAUGGAAUUUUGUUCCGGGAAAGGCAAGAAUUGGCUUCUCACAAAUAUGAAGCAUGGAAUAGAAAGGAGGACGAUCACGUUCAUCGGACUAGGCAUAGACCCUUGGGAAAAGAACACAAGUCUCUCAGUGCCAGUGAAGAUACUGUCAUGGAAAUAGAUGGUGGAAGUUUGUUCCAGGAAAGGCAAGAAGUUGCUUCCCACAAAUAUGAAGCUUGGAAUAGAAAGGAGGAUGCUCCCCCAAAGUCAGUUAGAUCAGACAGUUCAUCUCAAGGAAAAGGACAGGAAAGGGGUCACGAGAGGGAGAACAAUGUUCCUAAAAGAGACUUCCAUGAAGUUUUACCUCGUGUACAGCCCAGUGUUGCUGGACCUCAUGUGAAAAGCAACGGUCAAGGCUUAUUUGCUGAUGACAAUUAUGGUGGCAAACAAAAUGACGCAAAAUUAGGAAUUAAAGAAGAAGAGAUGCCUAAGUUGAAGCCCCCCUACAAUUAUGGGGUCCCUCCUCCGUAUGUGAAACCGAAUGCCAAAGCAAAAGAUAGAAAACAUGAAGUCAAGGAUGGUUCUGGCAGCAAGCGCAUCACUAAGGAUCCUGUAGCGUAUAACAUAGCCUUUGUUGACAAUAUACUCAGAGGGGUAAGCGUAGGAUCUGAUGAUGAGGAUGAGAAGCCUGCUGCUACAAAAGUUAAUGGUCAUGAUCAUGAGAAGGAUUGUGCUCAUCGGGAUGAUGCAUCUAGCAACCACAUACCAAAACCAAGAUCUUCUAGGAGGAGACACUCAAGAUCUCGGUCCUCUCACAAUGAUGCUGGAAACAGUCAAGAUACAGAAGUUGCAAUCAGAAAAACAAGAAGCAGGAGAAAGGAUGAGUCACGACGAGGUCUGCAACUGUUGUUUGAUGACGAGCACUAUAAGAAGGAUGAAGAAGAGAGGAGAAUGGACGAGCUUCUGAUUCAUUACAGUAAAAAGCCAUCUAACUUGGACUCAGAAUUGUCAAGAAGAAAGUCGAGAAGUCGUCACACACAGCAUGCAGGCACUGGUGUUGGUGAAUCCCCAAGACACGCAAGCAGAGAUGAUUCCGAAAUGGUUCCAACAGCAGUAAGAUCAGUUUCCCUUCCUCAUGAACAUAGCGGUCCAUCAGAGGCACCCAAAGUAUUUGCUCGUGCAGCUUCGUUUCAACCCGACAGGUCCAAUCCAGCUAAGCAUGUGCAUCCCAAGCUACCGGACUACGAAGAUUUGGCCGCCCAAUUUGCAGCCCUAAGAGGAAUGUAAAGGGUAAAAGCAAGAAUCUUAACUGUAUGAGCUCGAUGGCGACCAUUGUUUCCGGUAGUUGAGUGGCACGGUAGCAUCCGACGGUUGGUCUUUUUUACCUCACACUGCAUCUAAUAAAUCAUAUAUUACCGAAAUUUCAAAUCAUUGGAGUCAUCAUUGUAGAAUUUGUUAUAGUGUCUUGAGUUUCAAUGGAUAAUUGAGAAUGCUUCUUGUCGAGUGGUGUUCAUCAUAAAAUAACAGUUACACACUUUCGGAAA